Haliotis rufescens (red abalone) is the source of this 1962-nucleotide messenger RNA. RefSeq lists its product as uncharacterized. Bases 187 to 1938 code for a protein of 583 amino acids. The transcript is spliced from 2 exons. NCBI's taxonomy places the organism in Eukaryota, Metazoa, Mollusca, Gastropoda, Lepetellida, Haliotidae. The record is from RefSeq and is a predicted model, not a curated record.
UAUCACGUGAUGUGUUGACGUGGUUGACACGAAUGUGUGUUAGUCAAUAUCACAUUGGUUAGGGCGCAGUUUGAAAGACACCUCCAUGCAAAGCCAACUGAGUUUGUCCCUCCGUAUGAGUUUACGUUAACAGUCAGCGCUUCUCCUGGCAUGUUGUAAAAUGUAAACCCCUAGGUUCUAGAUGUCAUGAAUCUUUGUGAUUAUUGUGGAGAUGAAAUAUUUCAACAUCAACGUGUAAUUGUGUAUCACAAGGAUGUAGACGUUCGUUAUGUGACACAGCAGGAUUGUAUACCAGUGGACUUUGAAUGUGUCACUGUUACUGUAUGUGGCGAAGGAGACAACAUAAAAUAUCUCAAGAAGGGGAGCUUAUUACCUGAAGGUUUUCAACGUGUAUCUGUUUCUGUCAGAGAUUGGGACGUAAACUAUGCUUGGAAACAGGACUUGAGACCAAAAGGUUUUGAACAGGUUUCUGUGUACUCCAGGAAUGGAGCAAUAAAGUAUGCAAGAAAAGGGGACAUCCCACCAACAGGGUUUUAUCAUGUUUCUGUCUAUGCAAAGAAUGAGGAAAUAAAGUAUGAGAGAGAAGGUCGUCACAUCCCAGUAGGUUAUGAAGAAGUGGCCGUCUAUGUCAAAACCGAAGACAUACUAUAUACAAGGCAAGGAGAGACGGUACCGACAGGGUCUGAACACGCAGACGUUUAUGUGAAAGACAAAGACAUAACACAAGUAAAGUGUCUACAAGUAAAAGAAGCAUUUCAUACAGAGUGUCUGGAAAAACAUAUUCCAAGGCGUGAUGAGGCAGUUCGUAAGUUUCUGAAAAAUGUCUCUCCAAAAUGCAAUGUCCUGUCUACCGGGCUUCAUGUCAAGUACCUAUUUGGGGUAGGGAAAGAAAAACAAGAUAAACCAAGAAAGAAAAAGGAGAAGAGAGAUUGUAAAGCAGCGGAGUUACUGAGAAAAGUAUCAGCUCUGCGCAACUCCAACUCUGGAUAUAUACUGGUUCAUUUUGUUGGCCUGGCGCCUGGAGAUUCCUUCACUGGCGCAUUUGAUGAGUUUGCUGACCCAAAACUUCAUGAUUUGAUUCAAGAUGGGAAACAAUUCUGUGAUGUUUACAGAAAAGAGACACUAAAAAGUCAUUGUGCUUGUAAGGAUUUUGGCGACUUCCUUGUUCUCUAUGUAGGAGCUGCUUCUACUGUGACAACUUCUAGAUUCAAUACCAAGACAACAUUUGAUGACUGCAUUAUUGACAUUCCUGCAGCAACGCUCAAGACCUUUGUUAGAGAAAGGAAAGCCUUCAAAGAAACAUUCCAUACAAUUCCUGGUGUGACUCAUGCAGAUGAUCUUCUGAAUGUUCGUGAAAACAGAUCACUUCAAUUGAAAAGUAACUUUGAACAAAAGGAAGGGGAUCAAGCAUUGGCAGAGUAUAUUAUCAAGAAUCUCAAACUUGCAGAAUACAUAAGCGCAUUUACUAAAACUGAAUGUGGUGGUUCUUAUCUCUAUGGUGUCCAUGAGGAAAAUUGUUUUCUGGAGGGAUAUGGUUAUGAGACUAAAGUAAUCCGCAUCCAGCCUGUUGUUCUGAGGGACAGAACUGCAUUCAAGGACACGUUAGAGGAUAACAUUGGGAAUUUGGUUCUCGUCUGUGACUAUGACGGAAACGAGGUCUCUCCAGAUCCGAAUAUAUUUCAAGUUCAAUUCAUUCCUAGCACAGCAGCAAAGAAAGAAUGUGAUCCAAGAGUCAACUGUGAAUCUGGAAAUCACGGACAUGGUGAUGUAGAUCCAGUAGUUGUUCAUGUUUCAGCCAGACCAGUGAGCGGGAUAGUGUUCUAUGACAAACAAGGACCACUUGCAUAUCGAUAUGACAAACAAUUCAAAUUGAUCACACGGAUAAAUAUCAAGGAUUGGGUACGUGCUCUUACAAGACGAAGGGAAACACCAGAGUGAACUGAUAUAAUACACAAAAAGACG